Eriocheir sinensis (Chinese mitten crab) is the source of this 6997-nucleotide messenger RNA. RefSeq lists its product as uncharacterized. NCBI's taxonomy places the organism in Eukaryota, Metazoa, Arthropoda, Malacostraca, Decapoda, Varunidae. The transcript is spliced from 38 exons. Gene Ontology annotation, cellular component: membrane. The record is from RefSeq and is a predicted model, not a curated record. The coding region runs from base 414 to 5978 and encodes 1854 amino acids. Gene Ontology annotation, biological process: homophilic cell-cell adhesion. Gene Ontology annotation, molecular function: calcium ion binding.
GAAAGGAAACAUGACUUGGUUGGGAGGAAAGAGGGAGGGGAUAAAGGAAAGGAGGGGAGGUUGACUGAGGGAGACAGGGGACAGAAAUAAGGAGGGAACUGAAGGAAAGGAGGGAAGGUGGAUUCACAGAGGGGAGUGGGAUGAGGGAAGGGGAUGUGGAAAGAGGGAGGGGAUAAAGGAAAGGAGGGAAAUGAAGAUAAGGAGGGGAGGUGGAAUGAGAGAGACAGGGGACAGAAGUAAGGAGGAUAGGUGGAUUCAGAGAGGGGAAUGGAAUGAGGGAAGGGGAGAGGGUAGGUCUGGAGCGCACGGCCCGCCUUCACGCUCCCCUCCGUCCUCUCUCACUCAGUCUGGCCAGAGCGUCAGAUUAGAGAGGCCACCUUCCCAAGCCGCUCCGUCCUCCCUCUGACACAAGGAUGGCGCCGCGUGUGUGUCCCCAGCUUCGAGACAACCCCCUCCCCCUCAACCUCUUCCUCCUUCUCCUUCUGCUGUGUCUUUCAUCUCUCUGUGGUCGAGUGUGUGGCGAGUGUGAGCUACGAAUCCCCGACUGCAACGAAGACAGCUGUGUGGAGAAAGUGGAGUGCCAGAACGGGCAGUGCGGCGAGGACGGCGUGUGCGAGUGCUACCCCUGCUACUCCGGGCCGGCCUGCGACGCCUACGAUGAUAAAUACGACCCCAGAUUUGCUAUUCGCUGGGACACAGUCAUCAUAAAUACAGGUCAUUCUGGAGUGGUGUACCAGGCUGCCGCGGAGGAUGAGGACCUAGGCCUAACAUGUCCCCUGGGCCCAGGAGAACACACCCGCUGCCCGUGCGCCGCCAUCACCUACACCCUCCAGCCGCCGCCCAACGAGCCCAGCCACCCGCUCUUCACCAUCCACGACUCCUCCGGACAAGUGUUCCUUCGAGACGGGGCGCAGCUCGAGCCUGGCAACACCUACAACCUCGAGAUCGUCGCCCACAGCACUAACGACAGCCGCCGAAACGACUCCCAAACGCUAGCGGUUCUCGUGCAUAGCGACGACCCCCUCUACAACCUUCUGCAGCAGGAGGCAGCCGUCACAUCCUCAGAGGAAGAGACCGAAAAGAGGAAGGAGGAAUGGUUCAAUACGACCCACUUUGUCUUCUCCGAGAACGACCCGGACUUCGAGGAGCCGCAGAGUCUUACCAGGAAGAAGCGUUACUCCACAUCCACUGCCAACGAUUACUCUAAGCUGAACAUCACCAUGAGCCGCGUGGGCACGCUACCCCCUGCCCAGCUGCUUGCCGGCAUCACCGUCAACUACAAGACCACCAUUCUGCUGCCGACCAUCACCACACCCAUGCAGCUCCUGGUGGAAGUGUUCUCGAUGGACCCCGUCUCAGGCAACACCGCCUUCGCCCUGUGUGACAUGAAGGUGACCUACAUCGGCACUAUGAUAAAGACCGAGGGUGGGCUAACGCUGGAUCCUGACCAAGUGAAGAUAAUGACGACCAAGAGUGAGAAGUAUGCCCAUGUGACCGAUCGCGCCUACUUCGACUUCGGCAACAUCAUCAACACCGACCCGUACGUGUUGGGGCAGACGGACUACACGGACAGCACCAUCACCGUCGAGUUCUCGGCCACGCUCAUCUCCAACCCAGACUACACCAACACCAGCGCCACCGUCACCAUCGGGGCACAGUACGACAACAACAACUACAUCUACGUGGGCUCGGACAAGAUGAGCUACAGCAUGCUGCCGGGCACCUACACCCCGAUGAUCACCCUGGACGCCCCCACAGAGGUCGCCCAGUACGCCGGCGCCACCUUCCUACUGGACACCUACAUCAACCAACCCUUCGAGGACUUACUCUUGCAAGUCUGGACACCCACCACCGCCGCCUUCGACGCCUUCAGCAUCACCAACAUGGGCGUCGACAGUGUGGGUGACAACUUUGCCUGUUCUCCUGCCGGGUUUGUCACUUACUACCCGUCAGUCUCGCACCGAACCAACGUCAUGGGAGAGUACACGCAGAAGCUCAUCACCAAGAACGUAAUUUACCCCUUGGCGACCGACCAUCACAACAACCCGGCUAAUCGCAUGCGGUUCUUCUUCAACGUGUUCGCGAUGGAGGCCAACGUGGGGGACACUGUGGACGUAACCAUCGGCCUUGUCAUGGGCACCACCUCUAUUUACGCGCAGACUACCACGCUCACUGUCACUGCAGGAGUUAUACCCCCGGUAGCGUCAGGAACACCCACCUGGAGCGCGAUCACGGCCCUCACCCCAACGGCUGUGGAGAUGGGCCAGGUCGUCACGUGGGCAGCCACCAUGACCCUCCCCAGCCUGGGCAACAUCGAGCUGACCUGCACACUGGACGCCAACGUCGGGAACAGGGUGUGCGGGAUUGGUUACGGGAAGGUCGGGGCAAACAUCGCCAACCUUCCAGACCUGAGCAGACACUUGGUCUUCAAUACGGACCUCUCAGCGACCUUCACGCUCUUCUACAACUCUACGGGCAAGGCUGCUGAGGCGGGUGCUAACGACAUACAAUUCGAGUUCUCCGUGACCGUCAGCACAGCACCAGCCGGGGCCGUAAUUACCUGUUCUCCAGGGCUCAGCGGUACUGUCGCUGCUACUAUUAUAGCGAUAAACGAGACAAAGGAACUCCGCGCCUGGAUCAGCCCCAUGACGCCCACCGACACUGUGUGGUACAAGGGGUCACAGGCCGGGCUCCUCAUGAGGGUGGUCUUCCCGGCCGGAGGGAGGCCGUACACCAACCUGCUGGCGGAGUCAGUGUCGGAUGUGGACGAACCACAGUGGGGCGGCCGGACGUGCUCGGCCCGGGUGGUGAAGGCCGGGAGGGGCGUCCAGUGCGUGGCGGGGCGACAGGCCGUCAUCAACGAGGGCGCGACACGGCUUAACGCGCUGCUGGAUCGACCUUUCGAGGACACCGCGCAGCUGUCUCUUGGCCCCUCCUGCGGCACACAGCGAUCGGGGGUCUCCAGCGACCUCGAGUUACUUAUCGAGAUGUACUUCGACAUGCCAACUGAUCAGUCUUUCUUCGUAGCGGGCAGUUACAACAUUAGCGCGGGGCUCAGCCUGGACGAACGGAUCAUCUGGACCGCCUGGGAGAGCGUCAGCCUGGCCAGUGGACCGCCAAUCUACGAUGCCGCCAUGGCCCCAACCCUGGCCUUCCUCACCAGCAGCAUCCCGACCACAGUUGAGCCCGGCAUCCCUCAGAUAAUCCAGGUGCUAUUUCGGACCAAGCCUGGCAGCGUGAUGCCGUACAAGCUCUUCGUCUCAGUGGAUGACACUGCGGUGAUUGGUCUGUGUCGAAUUCUCAUCCUUGAAGUGGGAGACAACUUUCCGUGUGUAGACCGAGACCCGUACGGCAAGGAGAACAACCUUUACCAACAAAACACCAUUCUGCACGGCACCGAGUGGACCCUGGGCGCAACGGUGGACAUGGGCGUGCUCAAGAACCUAGGUAAUGGGUCCUACGUCGAGGGUAUCAUAGCCGACGAAAACUCCAUCGUGUUCGGCGUGAUGAUGCGAGGUAUGGCGGCGGGCUCCGGGACGCUCACUGUGAUCCUGGACGCCGCGGGGACACAAACCACCCUCACCCAGGCGAUCACUGUAGACGCCGCCCUCACUCCGAACUUGGCGAUGACCUCCUUCUUAACAACAGACUCUAUGGACGCUUACGAGGGAGUCUUGAAAAUGAUGGACUUUGUGUCGGUGGUUCCAGCAGGGUACAGGAACACAAUUAAGAUCACAAUCACCAACAACGCUCCGGCUGACAUCACGUUGUGCUUCGGGGCCGUUGUGGCGGUGGGCGAGAACUUGCCGUGCCUGUUUCCCAACCUGGUCGUCGGCUACAUGACGGAGGACACAGAGACGCUCCAGGUGUACCAGUUGGACGUGAAGGAGGUGUGCCAUUACCCCUUCAACGAGAGCACCGCGGAAGACCAGUUCACGGUGCGGUUCGGAGUCAUGUUCCUGCCCGCGAGCGCUUCAUCAGCCACACUGUCGAUCGUUGUGCAAGAGGGCGGCGUCGACCUCACUCCCAACUCCUUGACGCUGAACAAGCUGGUCGAUGCGUACACGGGCUCGACAAACAGCACGGGAAUUUUGGUGGAGCCGAUCAGCACCACAGUGGACACGGUCAAGCCGGGCCAGCAGCUUUGGGUGGGCAUGGUCCUCUCGUUGCCCAGAGAGGUCACCACUGCAGUCGAGUUCGCGGCCGUGACGUCGUCGGACGGAGGAAGAGCGUACGCCACAGUGUCUGACUUCAGGAUUCCGCCAGAAGGCAUGGGCACCAACAUCGGCUGCAUCAUGCUGGACAACACGCGGUACUCCCGUCUGCUCACCCAGAACACGUCGACCAUUCCCAUGAUACACGCGUCGCAGACAGACACACUUGUUGCCGACCUCCUGUACCUCACUAACACUGGCGUGACGCAUCUGCAGAAGACAGCGCAGCCCAAGGACGACCAGUUGUGGAUCGAGGCGCUGGUCACGAUUGCCGACCACCCCAACGCCACCAACGGGGCCACCCUCAUCAUUAGCUUUGCCAUCAAGACUGGGGACGGCAUCUACGUGUCCAACAAGACCCUCAUGCUGGACAAGUCAGCCACGCCGGUCACUGUGGCCCAAACGGAGUUGAUGCUCACCGACAACACCACAACCAUCUUCGAGCAAGGGGAGACCGUACCUCUCACCCUCCGCGUGUAUCACUUGCUCAACGAGUCGUCACAGGAGCUGAACGAUGCUUGUGUGCGAGUGCUCACGCCCAAGUAUAUCAAGUAUGUGGAGAACACCGACACCUUCGCCGCCAACGUGACAGGAAACAUCACCGCCUUAGAUUACGUCGACUACUGCUUCGAGCAUUUCUUCUUCACCGACAACCUGGAGGCCAACUUUACCCUCUCUGUGGACCCCGGAGCAGAGAUGCCGCUCGGCCUGGGACUCAUAAAAGCCACGACCCUCAUGAGAUUGUUGGGCUCCACUAACACCGACACCACCAUAAAGUACUUUGGACACACGAGCUUUGUGGUCUACGAAGUGAACGCCCCAGACGUAUACGACCCCUUGGGCCUCGCCACACUGCAGGUGUGUCAGCUCAGCGCCUCGGCCGCCAUGGACGCCAACACUAAGCCCGAGAUGGCCCUCCCUGGCUCUGGGGGAGGCUGGAGUCCACCUGUGACUGUGGGGGCGGCCUGGAGGCAUUACCUCACCAUCGAUUUCCUUAGAAAGACUAGGGUAACAAGGAUAACUUUCCAGGAGGUGACAGGAAAGCUCAGCAUCAAAACUUUCCGGCUUCAGAUAUCUCAGUCCGGCAUCUCCUUCUCCGGCGAGUGCGAGGUGGAGGUGCCAACAACGGGGGUGGUGAACCUUCAGCGCGAGUGUCUGUUCGAGGCUCGCUUCUUCCGUAUCGUGGUGCUGACGGCAAGCACCGGCCUGGGAGGGACAGAAACCACCCCGGAGAGCACUGCGUUGGGUGUGAGCUUCUUGGAGUGGUACGGCGGCUAUCAGAUUGAGGCCAUCGCCCCUUGCACCACCACCCUCCAAACGCGGAUGUCGGACAACGCAAGUCAGUGGAGGAGCGUCGCCUACGACCCCACCAACGCCAUUGUCUACUUCUGCGACGUGAGGCAGCGGCGGGAGGUAAAGGGCCUCGAGAUGGCCUGCUUCUCCUCUACUGACGGCACCACGUGGGCAGCUCUACCGUCAUACGUCGGGCGACUGGUGGGUUACGACGCGACCAACGGCAUGAUGUGUGUCGCGGACAAAAAGGACAGCGCCUUAGUGUGCAGCAAGGACGGCACGACGUGGAAUAUCAUCCCUGACGCUGACCAUGCGACCAUCCUGUCCUCGGCCACGCCCCCGACGGCUGUGCCCGGCCUGCCCUCUGGCCAACUCACCGCCGUGACGCUCGAUGGAGGCUGGACAGCUGACUAUACUGGCGUGGCCAAGGACGGGACAUACCACGCCAAGUGGGCCGACUGUUGCACCUAGGCGGCCAAGCCACGUGCAGCCAUAAGCAUCGAUGGGCUGCUGAACAAACCACCUUCCGGGGUCACACAGACCCGCGGCCUCUCAGCAGACCUGAGCACCACAAAAACAUCACUUUCAUAUCAUAAAAUAGCCUUGGUACGACCACUAUUAAUCCCCACGACACUGUGACAGACUCCUAUAUAUGCUUGUAAAUAUUUUUACAUUCCAAUAAUAGUCUGGCGAUUUUCGUUGGGAGGGAGAGAGAGGGAGAAAGGGAGAGCAGUUGAGUUCCUCUCGAAACCUACAUCAGACUCACCGGCAAGAUGUACAAAACUUUUCAGAUGCACUUUUCCUUUCAUUCCCAAGUUCCCCGCCAACACGCAUUGCCAAGUCUCGAUAAUGGCCACAACCACCCGUCCCUGCCCUCCGACCCAGCCCUCCUCCCCCCCCCCCCCAUUUCGUUGCGUCACACAAUUUUGUAAGCGGCGCCGCGUGUGAUACUGCGUGCUGUGGUCGUUGCUUUUGCUUUUGCAGUCGAUGUUGUGGCGGUAGCAGAUUUUGUUAGCGUGGCGGAGCAAGGGAGGUGGAGGUGGACAGAGCUUUGUUAAAGUUUGCCAAUAAGAUCUGAAAAACGUUCAUAUUUUUUCCUUUUAUAACCUUUACAACUACCGGCGCUAUUUUCUAUGGAAGAACGUUACUCUAUCUUUUCUAAUUGUCUGUGUGUCUGUCUGUCAGUCUACUUCUCUACCUCUCUAACUCAGUCUUCUCACUCUUUUUAAAUGUCGCAACUGUGUGUGAACGUGCGUGUGUGUGUGUACAUGUGUGUGUAGGGGGGGGGGGAGGGGUAUGCAUGAGUGAGUGCGUGUCAGAUGGGGGCGCUUGGAACAGAACUGAAGAAAAAAAUACUGGGACUUGAAACCUGAAUUUAGGUCAAACCAUUUUCAGCGAGCUUCCCGGGAGCCUCCGGGAGUGCUCCGCGCCUCACACCUCACCUUAUCCAAUCGUCCGCUGACUCGAUCGCACACUGGCUGGAAGUAAGA